This is a messenger RNA of Emiliania huxleyi CCMP1516, 825 nucleotides long. It is a transcript of the gene CYP15, whose product is annotated as Petidyl-prolyl cis-trans isomerase putatuive cyclophilin involved in protein folding and posttranslational modification. Gene Ontology annotation, biological process: protein peptidyl-prolyl isomerization. The record is from RefSeq and is a predicted model, not a curated record. The transcript is spliced from 6 exons. The coding region runs from base 5 to 736 and encodes 243 amino acids. Gene Ontology annotation, molecular function: peptidyl-prolyl cis-trans isomerase activity. Lineage: Eukaryota; Haptophyta; Isochrysidales; Noelaerhabdaceae.
GGCAAUGUACAUGCUGCAGACCCGGCUCUGCGUCGGCCUCGUCGUCGCUCUCCUCUCGUCUACGCCGCUCGCCUCCGACGACUGCGUCGACGAGCAGCCGAAUUGCGAGAGCUGGGCGGCCGCUGGAGAGUGCAAGAAGAACGCCGGCUUCAUGAGCAGAGCGUGCCCAAGGUCGUGCGGGACAUGUCCUCCACCCAUCGACCCGGCGCUGCUGGAGCUCGGGCCGGAGCGCGUGGUGAUGGACAUCGAAGGCUACGGCAAGGUGACGCUGGGCUUCUACCCGAAGGCUGCUCCGGUCACCGUUCCGCACCUCCUCAGUCUCUUCCGCCUCGGCUGCUACGACUCGAACCACAUCUUUCGCGUGGACAAGGGCUUCGUCGCGCAGGUGCAGUCCGUCUCGCAGGGCUCGGUGCUCUCGCCGCUCUCGGCCGAGUGCGCGCGCGAGGCGGCAAAGACGGUCCCUGGCGAGUUCACGGGCAUACGGCACGUGCGGGGCAUGCUGUCGAUGGGCCGAAUGUCUGACCCGGACAGCGGCGGCUCCUCCUUCUCCAUGCUGCUCGGCCGGGCGGCGCAUCUCGACGGCGAGUACACCGUGUUUGGAAAGGUGCUGGACGGCGACGACGUGCUCAAGAGCGUCGAGGAGGUGGAGACACGCCAGGAGGGGAUCUUCGUGAUGCCAAAGAAGCGGAUCACAAUCACGUCGGCGAUAGUCCACGCCGAGGAGCAAGAGCUAUAGCCGCCAAGCAACGACACCCCCGGCGGCUAGGGCGGCGGCGGCGAGGCGGCCCGGCGGCAGAGGGCAGUGGACGUCCCAGCUCUUUGAAC